Megalobrama amblycephala (Wuchang bream) is the source of this 4029-nucleotide messenger RNA. RefSeq names its product pellino E3 ubiquitin protein ligase family member 2 (gene peli2). NCBI's taxonomy places the organism in Eukaryota, Metazoa, Chordata, Actinopteri, Cypriniformes, Xenocyprididae. Gene Ontology annotation, molecular function: protein binding; ubiquitin protein ligase activity. The transcript has 5 exons. The record is from RefSeq and is a predicted model, not a curated record. The coding region runs from base 1003 to 2259 and encodes 418 amino acids. Gene Ontology annotation, biological process: regulation of Toll signaling pathway; protein polyubiquitination.
UUGUGGCAGCAUAUGCCAUUGCAAUGUGAAGUAUUUAGAAUCACUGAAGAGAGAAUUGGGAGGCAUCAGAGAUUUUUAUUUUUUUGCCCUUCUCACUCCCACCCCAAUAAUAUACUAUUAUAAAUAAUCUGACAUUAAUGGCACAACCGAAUGCUUUGCCCUUUUGAAGGUGUGGCCUUUCAGUUUAUAUUUUACAGCAAGGGUGUGUCAACUCAUUUUAGAUUGUGGGCCAUGGGGAAAGGUUAGCUUAGGGGGCUGAUUUUUGUUUGUUAAACCAUGCCAUACCCAUGCAAGCGCAUGAUAAACGCAUGCUCUUCUGGAGCUUGUGAAGUCCAGAAUCAACUUUAUGCAAUAGCAAUACAUGGAAUUUGAAAUGAAUUCUUUCACAAGACUUUCCAGCUCCACACAGCAGGGAGAAGUUGUGGAGUAUGUUGGAUCAUUGCCCAAGUUGUAAAGCUGCGCAAUGCAAUGUUUCGUUAAGAAGCAUUGUGAUUUCAGUUACUCCACAACAUUGGCUACGAUAGCAUAUUUAACCCCACCUUUUAAGUCUCUGCUUGCUACUGGAACAUUCUUCAGAGAUUUACAGGGUGGUACUAAACAUGGGUGGAGUUGAGUUGUAAAACGUUUACUGUCAUUCAGAGCAGCCGCUACCACUAAACAAAACUGUGCUGAUACUUUGCCAUCUCCAGAUGUUAUUGUAAAAUGCAUGGAGCUGGAUCACAGACUAUCCUUCCCUCUGGUACUUAAAGUUUUAUGGGUGACGCAUUGUUUGAUAUGUUUGAAUGAUUUAAUCAGCCAGACCACAACUUUCAAUUCCAGCCCACAUUAUUCCAACUCCAGUGGUAGUAUUUUGAUUGUAACUUCUAUCUCAUUGACUUAACUUAGACAUGUGAUUUUAAUGUGGUUGGUGACUCCUCUGUGAUGAUUGCUGAUGACUGCCUUUUUCCAGUCAGCUGAAGGCAAACUGCCAACAGCCGUCAUUGUCUGAGGAGAUCUUUCUCAAUGAUAGCUGCUUCAUUACAGCAUUCAACUUUUGUUCUGUUCCAAAACCUAGUGAGCUGUCCAACUAGACUGCAUUUUAAGGCCAUUGGCAUUAGGGAUGCUCCAGUCAGGAUUUUUGCAGCUGAUACAGACUACCGAUUGAUUGACCGAUACCGAUCCCAAACAUUCAAGCUUUAUGCAGUGAACUGUAAGGGCCAGCACAGCAUCUCCUACACGCUGUCCAGAAACCAGACGGUGGUGGUGGAGUACAGCCAUGACAAAGACACAGACAUGUUCCAGAUCGGUCGAUCGACGGAGGGCCCUAUUGAUUUUGUGGUGACUGACACUGUGUCAGGGGGAGGGGAGAGUGAGGACACACCCAUCACUCAAAGCACCAUCUCCCGCUUUGCCUGCCGGGUGGUGUGUGAACGUAACCCGCCCUACACGGCGCGCAUCUACGCUGCAGGCUUUGAUUCUUCCAAGAAUAUUUUUCUCGGAGAGAAAGCAGCCAAAUGGAAGAAUCCAGAUGGUCACAUGGACGGGCUGACAACCAAUGGUGUGCUAGUCAUGCACCCACGGGGCGGGUUCACAGAGGAGUCCAAGCCUGGUGUGUGGAGGGAGAUAUCAGUGUGUGGAGAUGUUUACACGCUGAGAGAAACACGGUCUGCUCAGACUCGAGGCAAACUGGUGGAGAGUGAGAGUAACGUCCUGCAGGACGGCUCUUUGGUUGACCUGUGCGGAGCCACACUGCUCUGGCGCACAGCCGACGGACUUUUCCACACCCCUACUCAGAAGCACCUGGAGGCCUUGCGGCAGGAGCUGAACGCAGCCCGGCCUCAGUGCCCUGUGGGCCUCAACACUCUGGCAUUUCCCAGCAUGCAGCGCUGUAGCCGUGCCCUGUCCAACGUACCCACUCAGGAGGACAAACAGCCCUGGGUCUACCUUGCCUGUGGCCACGUUCACGGCUACCACGACUGGGGCCACCGUUCUGAACGAGACCCCAAUGCUCAAAGAGAGUGUCCCAUGUGCAGAACCGUGGGCCCCUAUGUUCCUCUCUGGCUUGGAUGCGAACCGGCCUUUUACGUAGAUACUGGCGCACCGACGCAUGCCUUUGUACCUUGCGGCCACGUGUGCUCUGAAAAGUCAGCCCGAUAUUGGGCGGAGAUUCCUUUACCGCACGGCACCCACGCUUUCCAUGCUGCCUGCCCCUUUUGCGCCACCCAACUCAAUCUGAUGCAAAAGUGGGCCAAGCUUAUCUUUCAGGGGCCUGUAGACUGAGCGCAUAGAGGAGGUCACAAUGAACUGGUGGACGGUGGAUUAUUACGUAAUUGAAGUGGAAUCCAUUAUGCUGAAGGACAGUUGGUAGAAGGCGCGAAUAAGGACCGAUUCAUACCACAAGCUGUGAAGCUGCCCUUGAAAUGCUUAUGCUGGAGAGCAGGUUUUUGCUCCGAUGACAUGGUGAAUGACAGGAGAUGUCCGUCAUGAUUUCCUGACAGUUAUUUUGUCUACCGACCUACAAGAUGUCAAUUCACACCCAGCAUUACCACAUCACUCAGGAGAUUUAAUACAUUUAUAUAUAGGAUUCUUGGCUUUAGAUUCAAGGUGCUUCGUUCGGUUCUUGAUGAUCAUCCUUCCUGUGGAGUUUUGUUGCUUUAAUAAUCCUUCCGGUGAAUUCCAAAGAACUUGAUUAUCUGGUUCUAGUGUGUCGAGUUGGAACAAAACUCUGCAGGAUGGUUGGAACCCCAGGAGCAGGAUCCAUUUAUUUUAAGUAUUUCUAUGUGUGGGAACUCCCAUAUCCUAAAUUCCACUGAGGGCUUCUACAAGGAUCCACAUGUUGGAGCAGUGAUUUGGGAACUGCAAUAAAAUGGUGUUUUCCAAAGAUAAAAAAGGGUGAUUGGUUAGUUUUUAUUUUAUCCUUUACAUGAAGAGCUACCAACAUAACACUCCUUAAGGUUUCUGCAGGAAUACUGAUCAGCCACAGUGGAUGCUUCGUUUUUCAAAUGGAUUGUGUACAAUGGAAUUAGAGUAACUUGUCAUGUUUAGCCUAGUCCUCCAUGUUCACCUACUUCAGUGAUCUCAAGUAUUUGGAAACUAACACAUUUUUUCAUUUUUGUCUCAAUGGUAGAAGAUUUUAAGCUUUGAUGUAAAGGUAUUUUUAUUCAUACCGGGGUAACCGGUAACAAAAUUAACAAAGGAUGUUGCCAAAUAUUUUUAACAAAUAGUUUGUAACUAAAAGUAUAGUACCUGGUGUAAUUUUUACCACUUGAAAAGCGUGUUCCAAAUAUUGGUAAUGUUCAUUGCUUGCCAUUUUCCCUUCAUUUUCCACAUGUCGAUGUUGCUCUACAAUCAAAGCGGAUGUGAAAAUUGUGGACUAUUCUGCAAUCAGCAUCUAGACUUUUCCCAAAUGUGGAAAAUUAUUCAAUUGAGAUUGAAAACAAUGAUGGUAGAGGUUUGACGUACAGGUAACAAUUUCUUACUGGUCAAAAUUCAUUCUAUUUAAACUGUUUUAUAAGCUUGUAAUGAGAUUAAAAUGACUUAUUCCACUAUUUUCCUAAAAUUUAUACAGAGAUGGUUUCUUAUAACUAAAGACAUUUUUACAGUGGUGUCAAAGAAGUGUUGUUGUUUUUUUUUUUUUAGGCACACUGAAGGGUAUUUUUUUAAACUGUUGCAUUUACAGAGCCUUUUUUUUUUUCCUUUUUACUCACUGAAAAGUAUUUUACUACACAAAAGCCCAUGUACAGAUUGUUUGUUUGUUAAAACAGAUACUAAUAUAUUUAUUCAAUAUGUACUUUACUGUGUGGUAGGUGUCUGUAUGAAUGUAUCAGCCUGAACAACAUCUGGUCAUCAUUCAUUUAAGUGCAUGCUGCGUCCUCAUACUUGUGUACAGUUGGUAGUCAUAAUUUCUUUGAUGCUCAAGCCUUCUGGUCAUGCUUGUUUUUGCAAAAUAACCCAAGAUUCCUACCACACUCAAUGUUACUUUCAGACCCAAUAUGAACACUGUAAAAUGUCACCUUAGAUUUCAUGUGUAAAUGAAAUAUUGAAAUGUUC